Molecule: messenger RNA, 3009 nt
Organism: Chaetomium strumarium
Lineage: Eukaryota; Fungi; Ascomycota; Sordariomycetes; Sordariales; Chaetomiaceae
Product: sterol glucosyltransferase
Exons: 9
Coding region: 400-3009 (869 amino acids)
Biological process (GO): carbohydrate metabolic process
Molecular function (GO): UDP-glycosyltransferase activity; hexosyltransferase activity
Source: RefSeq, a predicted model, not a curated record
GUUCUUCUUAACACAUGGAAUCUGCUCGACACUAGAUGAUCGCCCGGGGAGACAAGUUACAGGUUAAGGGACCCAACGAGAUGUGACCGAGCACGAGGAAUUGACGAAAUGUAAUUAUCUCUCAGAACUUUUCAGCAGUGGAGCUGUAUAGCCGCAUGUUCGUGUAGGUAUGUCCCUACCGAAAACUCCCUAGGACCUAGAAGUCAGUCGUUUGCUGGACUAGUCUUCAUAUCUUUAUCUCUCGCAUCCUUUCUCUUCUUGCAAUCACUUUCGUCCCUACACUACCUUAGAUUACCAUCUGCUUUCGACGCAGUGCAUCGAAUCGCGUCUAACUCGUCCCAUCUGCCCUUUUGACCGACAAGAGUACGUCUUCUCUUCCUCGAAUGAUUUACUGCCGCCAUGGCAGACAAGCGGCGCACCAUACGAUACGAGCUGCCCGGUGAGAGCGUCCAGUACGAGUUGCCAGCUGAACCCGUCGAGGUUCCUGUAGCGGGCAUGCCCUCCUGGGCCGCCGAUGACAGUUCUGAGACGCGCUCCGAAAAGGGAGGAGAUGGCGUCGACCUAUGUCAACAGGACAGUUAUGUCUACGAGCUCAUGGGAAGUAGCGUGACAGUUGGCGGCGAUGGGCGGGUCGAAAUUGAUUGCGAGUCCAAACUUGCAAGAGCCCUCAGCCUCAUGUACAGGCAGAAAACAGGGCUUGAAAUGGAACAGACCGUCGAGGAACCCGAGCCGGAAUAUGAGCCUGCACCUCCACCAUACGAGGAAGCCACUGGACAUCGACCGGAGCAUCCAAGGCUCAACGUCGUGAUUCAAGUCGUUGGCAGCCGAGGGGAUGUCCAACCUUUCGUUGCCCUUGGAAACGAGAUUCAGAGGCUGGGUUUCCGAGUCCGUCUCGCUACUCACGAUGUGUUCGAGAACUUUGUCCGGGAUUCUGGUCUCGAGUUCUAUUCGGUCGGCGGCGAUCCCGCCGCACUGAUGGCGUACAUGGUUAAGAACCCCGGCCUCAUCCCAAGCUUCCAGAGUCUGCAUGCAGGUGAGAUCCAGCAAAAACGUGACAUGGUGGAGGAGAUGCUCGAAGGGUUUUGGGCUUCUUGUUUCCGCCCAGACACCAUCACCGGAGCACCGUUCGUGGCCGACGCCAUUAUCGCCAACCCGCCUGCCUUUGCACAUGUACACUGCGCCGAGGCCCUCGGAAUCCCGGUACACAUCAUGUUCACCAUGCCCUGGACAAGCACAAGCGCAUUUCCGCACCCACUGGCGAAUCUCAACAACAGCAGGGGCAAUCAGCCGAUGGCCAACUACGCGUCUUAUGCAAUAGUCGAGCAUCUGACAUGGCAGGGCUUAGGCCCUAUCAUCAACAAAUGGCGGCGGUCACUCGGUCUGGAGAACGUGGCCAUGUUUGACGGCCCGUUGCUGACAGAGAGGCUUCUCAUCCCUCACACAUACUGCUGGUCCCCUGCCCUCGUUCCCAAGCCCGCGGAUUGGGGCGCUCAUAUUGAUGUCUGUGGGUUCUUCUUCCGCAACCCACCCUCGUACUCGCCUCCUGAAGAUCUCACGUGUUUUCUUUCUGCUGGCCCGAAGCCUGUCUAUAUUGGAUUCGGAAGCAUCGUGCUUGACGACCCCCAAGGCGCCAUUCAAAUCAUUCUGGAUGCUAUCAAAGUAGCAGGCGUUCGGGCCAUCAUCUCCAAGGGAUGGAGCCACUUGGCGGGGCCGGUGAGCGAACACGUAUACUGGAUCGGAGACUGCCCUCACGAGUGGCUCUUCACUCAUGUCGCAGCCGUUGUCCACCAUGGUGGCGCGGGCACCACAGCCUGCGGCCUGGGAAACGGAGUACCUACCAUGAUCGUACCCUUUUUUGGGGACCAACCCUUCUGGGGAGAGAUGGUCGCCAACUCCGGUGCGGGUCCGAAGCCGGUUCCCUUCAGGCAACUCACCGCGCAGAAGCUGGCCGAUGGCAUCGCAUACUGUCUGACUUCCCAAGCAAAGUCGGCAGCCCAGUAUAUCGGCCAGCAGAUGAAGUCGGAGCAGGGCGUCCGAACCGCUGCGCAGUCAUGGCUCCGUCAGUUGCCUAUUGCACAGCGUUUGCGAUGUGACUUGCUGCCGAGCCAGCCUGCAGCAUGGGUUUACAGUAAGGGAAAGAAGCCCGUCAAGAUAUCCAAAAUGGCAGUAGAAGAGCUCUUGUCUCGCAAAGCCGUCAACCCGAAACGUCUAGAGCUCUACCGCACGAAACCACUGUCCAUUCAAGUGACCCGGUGGGACCCGAUAUCCGGCGGCGCCUCCGCCGUCAUGGCGACGGCAGUCGACAUGACCGACUCCAUCACCGGCAUGGUGACCAAGCCGGUGGACGAGUAUCGACACGAACAACGGCGCCGCGAGCGACAGCGAAAGAAGGAUCACCGUAGCUCCAGCCUCACCAGCCCCUCCCAGACCUCCGUGUCCGGUUCCGCUGACGACCUCGGAAAGCCAAAACAACGGUCCAUAGCCGGCACGGCCGCGUUGGCGUCGGUCAAGAGCAUUGGCAUGAUCGGGCCGAUCGCCGCUAAGGGGAUGCUUGUCGACUUCCCGUUGGCCAUCACAGAGGGCCUGAAGGCCGUGCCGCAGCACUUGGGAACCAAGACCCGGCACCAUGGCCCAGUCACCGACGCGAAGAGCGGCGCAGCGGUCGCUGGCCAGACGUUUGCGUGGGGAUUUGUCGACGGCCUGAGCGAUCUGGUCAUGGAGCCUAUCCGCGGCGCCAGCAACGGGGGCGGCGCGGUGGGCGCCGUCAAGGGCGUCGGCAAGGGAGCGGUCAGUCUUGUCGCGAAAAGCGGCGCUGGUAUGUUUGGCCUGUUUGCUUAUCCCACCGCCGGGAUUGCAAAAAGCAUUCGGACGGCAGUCCAUGGCAGGACGAGGGAGCUAGUAGCUAGGGCGAAGCAUGCCGAGGGACAGUGGAUAUUAGAGAGGACUGGUCCACAGCAGCCAACAUCGAAGUCGGGGAGCUAUUUUGGUGGGUGGCAAUGCGAGUCUUGA